Messenger RNA from Spinacia oleracea (spinach), 558 nucleotides. RefSeq names its product protein STRICTOSIDINE SYNTHASE-LIKE 6-like. Lineage: Eukaryota; Viridiplantae; Streptophyta; Magnoliopsida; Caryophyllales; Amaranthaceae. The record is from RefSeq and is a predicted model, not a curated record. Gene Ontology annotation, molecular function: hydrolase activity. The transcript is spliced from 3 exons. The coding region runs from base 1 to 558 and encodes 185 amino acids. Gene Ontology annotation, cellular component: endomembrane system.
AUGAACCAGGAUAUAAAGCUAUUAACUGAUGAAGAUGAAGGGAAGAAAUUCAAGUUAACAGAAGGUGUUGAUAUUUCUAGAGAUGGCACAAUUUAUUUCACAGAUGCUUCAUGCAAAUAUGCGCUCGAAAAUUGCUUACGCGACAUCUUAGAAGGCAGACCUUAUGGCAGACUUCUGAGCUACAGUCCUAAUACUGGAGAAACUAAAGUUCUGCUUAAAGACCUUUAUUUUCCCAAUGGAGUUGCUGUCUCACCCGAUCAACAGUCUCUCGUCUUUUGUGAAACACCGUUGAAAAGGUGCAGAACAUAUUGGAUACAAGGUAGCAAGAAGGGCGCUGUUGAUGCAUUCAUCGAUAAUCUACCUGGUUUUCCCGAUAACAUCCAUUGCGAUGGACAUAACAGCUAUUGGAUUGGCUUAUCCUCUUGGCUUAAUCCAAAACUGCACGUCUAUGAUCCGGCAAUGUCAAUGAUCACAAGCGGGAUCAAGAUUGAAAACUAUCUAUAUAUUGGUUCUCUACACUAUGACCACAUUAUCCGCUUCAACUUGAGUUAUUCAUAG